GCUGGGGGCUGGGGGCUGGGGGCUGCCGGGGGGGCGGGAGCGGGCGGAGAGGCCUCUGAGAACGAACGGGACCGGGAUCCCGAGUCACAGAGUCACAGAGUGAGGUUGGGAGAGACCUCGGCAUCACCGAGCCCAGCCUCUGACACUCACAGCCCCCACUGAUCCGAAUCCCUGAGCUCUGCAUCGAAACCUAGUCAGAGCGGGGAAGCCGGCGGGCUCGGUUAACCACCCGCUGCCUCCUUUCCUUUCUUUCCUUUUUCCUUUUUCCUCUCCUUUCCUCACACGGAGUGCUGAGCCCUGGCCCCGUAACCGUGCAGGGAACCCAGCAGGCGCGGGGCAACCACCGAUGCCUGGCGAAGUUGUGUUCGACGUGGGCAACGAGAAGGAGCCCCGGAAAAUAGUGUCUGGCCCACGAGAAGUCAGAGAAAAACAAACCGGGAAGUUCCUAAAGGGCAGGGGGCUGUGGUGCUCAAACACAGGCGUCCUAAAUGCUGCCAAGGUCCGGAGCACCCGGCACAAGUGAGGGCUGAGUCCCGAGCUCAUCCCCCCGGGGACCUCCUGGGCGCUGGCGCUGGGCAGUGGUCGGGGACAGGUCCAGAGGAAUCCUAACCCUUCCCUGUCGCACCUGUAGGAACAGCUAGAUUUUUUUAUGAUUAUUAUAUUUUUUCUCACGCUCACAGUUCUGGAAGUGUUCUUGUGCACUCAGCAUCACUUGGUUCCUGACUUCCAAGACUCGAGUGCUGCACUUCUCUCUUAGAAAGAGCUGCGAGUUUGGAAUAAUAUUACAAAGUGUGAUGUGUUUUUGGAGGGAGAAGUUAAUAAAUAGCGUUGCCAGAGGAGGUUUAGGGCUCGCUGUUCAGCUUUCCGUUCAGGGGCUUGUUUUGCUGAUGGCUGUCUGCACGCAGUCCAUCACUGAGGAAAGAGUGGGACACUUCUCUUGAAUUCUUCAUUCAAGAAAGACCCUCUUGUAGAGCCUUCCAACGAUUUCAGAGAACUGCAGUUGAAGGAAAUUAAAAAAAUCAUUUACGGGCUUCAGUGCUGUUGGAGUCACUGUUGUGCUGUGUGGCCCAGCACACAGUUGCACAGACUGGCGUUUGUAGUCGCUAAAUGAACGUUGUAAAGAGUUAGUGGAUUGACUUUAAAGUCAGUCUUUCAUAGGACUGGCUACCAGCGUAACCCUAUUGUGGAGAAAAAUGCUGUAGUUCACUGCCAUAACCAUGGUAUGCUGAAUGUAGUUGGGAAUAAAUAGAGACGCUGUUGUCUGGUAGGCUGGCUGCAGGACUGGGAGCUUUUGAGUUCUGCUCCUUUUAUGACCUUGACCAAGUCACUGGAGUCACCGAGGUUUGUUUUAUUCUCUCCUGGCAGAGAGCAGGGGUGGUUCCCCCACGCUUAGCCCUAAGUGCUGGGGUCAGAGAGAGUCUUGGAGAUUAAAGCACUUGGAAAAUCAAAGUGAUGUUGUGCAAUAAGCAGGAACUGCUUUGCUGUUGCUUUUAUAGGUUCUGCUCGUGAAACGGGAUCCACAUGGGCAAGUCUUUGUGUCUGCACAAGGUGCUGUUGAGCAGCUUUCAGCAAAUACUUGUUCCCAUGUAUAAAGAUGUCCUUAGUGGACCUAGGGAAGAGGUUGCUAGAAGCAGCUCGCAAAGGCGAAGAUGACGAAGUGCGAACGUUGAUGGCAAAUGGUGCUCCUUUCACCACUGACUGGCUUGGGACGUCGCCUCUUCACCUUGCUGCCCAGUACGGCCACUAUUCAACAGCAGAGGUGCUACUUCGAGCUGGUGUUAGCAGAGAUGCCCGAACAAAAGUGGACCGGACUCCACUACACAUGGCUGCAGCUGAUGGACACACUCAUAUUGUAGAAUUGUUAAUUAGGAAUGGAGCUGAUGUAAAUGCCAAGGACAUGCUGAAAAUGACUGCUUUACACUGGGCGACAGAGCAUAACCACCGAGACGUUGUAGAGUUGCUCAUCAAAUAUGGAGCUGAUGUCCACGCUUUCAGCAAGUUUGAUAAGUCAGCUUUUGAUAUUGCUUUGGACAAGAACAAUCCAGAGACUCUGGUAAUACUACAGGAAGCGAUGCAGAACCAGGUGAACACGCAUCCAGAGAGAGCACAUCCUGUCACAAACACCCUGACUGUCACCUCACCAUUUAUUCUUGCACCAGGGGAAGUUCUCAAUCUUGCUAGUCUCGUCUCGUCAGCAAAUGCCAAAACAACCUCAGCAGGUGACUCACACGUAUCCACGGUGCAGUUUUCCAAUUCAACAACCUCUGUGCUCGCCACGCUUGCAGCCCUUGCUGAAGCAUCAGCACCUCUUUCCAACUCAAACAGAGCUACAGGUAAUACAGAGGAAAUAGUGGAAGCAAGUUCUGUUGAUUCUGCCAUACAGCAAGUGGUGGGUAGCGGAGGGCAGCGCGUCAUCACCAUUGUAACCGACGGAGUUCCCCUGGGCACCCUGCAGACAGCCGUCCCCACCAGCAGCCUCAGCCAGCCGUUCAUCGUCACCAUGGAAGAUGGACAGCAAGUUUUAACUGUACCUGCUGGUCAGGUUGCAGAAGAGACUAUUAUUGAAGAUGGAGAUGACGCAGAAGAGGAGGAAGAGCCACUGGCCAAGAAGCAAAAAGUGGAACAAAAUGUAAAUGACUUGGAGGAAAGCAAGGACAAUGAUGAAAGGGAAGUGCUGCAGCAGCAGCUGCAAGAGGCAAACCGGAAAGCUCAGGAAUAUCGCAGCCAGCUCAUAAAGAAAGAGCAGGAAGCGGAGCAGUAUCGGCUGAAGCUAGCAGCCAUGGUGAGGCAGCAGCCCAACGGAGCAGAGGUAGCAGUGCUCGAAGAGGUCGCCGAGGUAGACACAGUUGUGGUAACCUCGGAAGACAUUGAGGGGUCUGCGUUGUCCAUGAUGGAAAUGGAUCAGCCGACUGAUAUCACUGUGGAAACUGUAACCUCCUAAUCCUGGGUUAUUGACUUGGUUUUGUAAAGGAAAAUAACUUUUUUUUUUUAAUAUGGUGCUGUUGGCAAACAUCGUUGCGAGCAGAGGGCUGUUGGCAGAGCCACUGCACAACUGGAAAAUGAUGCGAUGGGGCUGCCUGAAUGGUCCCGUCACCAGGGAUAGAAACUUCUACAGCAGCUCACAACAUAACUCUGCUUUCAGCACAGUGCCAAAAGGUGCUUUUAAAGCUUGACCUUGAAAGAUUGAAAGCUUUUGCAAAUUUUAGCCAGCAAGUGACCUGAAGGCUUAUUUUGUGAUGUUAAUACCUGCAUUGUUGGGAGUGGAAAAGAAAUACCUCAUUGCCAAAGUAGCUGGUAUUAGCUCUCAGCUGCCUGGCAGUUGCAGCUCUGAGAACAGACUUUAUGCAAUAACCCGAGGUGUUCGCUCCCUUCUCUGAAGUUGAGUGACCAGAUCUGGACCUUCAGAUAAAAAAAAAAAAACAAAAACCAAAACCAAAAAAACAAUUUCUUGGAGUGAUACAUUUUUAUUUACAGUCUUCUGAGGUGCAGGAGUGGAUUUCCCCACUUUAGCUAGGAAAUGAAUUGGCAUUGAACAAUUAUAUGUUUUGUUCCAAAAGUCUGCGUUUAGUUCACAUUGAGGCAAUCUUCAAUGCAAGAGCAAAGGCCAGGCUGACUGUGUGUCUGCUGGAGCGUUUCAGGAUAGCAGGGGAUAUUACAUUUUGCCUUCUUUGGACUGUGGAAAAGUUCGGUGGAGCUUCAACCACCCAAAGGGAUCACAGAAAAAUCCUCAUCAAUUUUAUGAAAUUUAGUCAACUGUUCUAUUUGACACUUCUGUGCUGAAGAGUAGCGCUGACUGAUUAUAGAUGCAAAACUAUACACUCAGCUCUUGCUGUAAGACAGCUUGGGAGCCAGUUUGUCUCUGGAGAUACAUAUGUCACUUUUUUACUAAACAGUUUUUAUUUUUAAAGAUGCUAAAACCUUUUCUAACAAGCAGCUGAUCUUGUUACUGAAAUGUUCAUAUUUUUUUACUCUGCAGGCCUGUUUAUUAAAGAGAAUAGCUAAAUGCUUUCCUCUUCGCAGGCUUGUGGAUUAUGUGUUUCAAGACAGUGUGGAAAUUGAUUGGAAGAGAUCUGAAUAAUCGCAUGGCAAUUGAUAAUGGAAGCUUUUUCUCCCUCAGCAGUCACGAGCAAAAGAAGUGAAGUUCAGAAAAAUACCACAUGCACGCUGCUCUCUUGGCUGCAGAAGGUUGUAAAGGCUAGGAGCGACUUCCAGCUCCGAGGCCCUAGCAGCUGGCCUGCUUUCUGAAAAUGCCUUCUCGCAAGAUAAAAAUUCAUAGCUGUCUCGGCCCAGGGUUUAUUGGUUUGGGUGUUUGUUUCUUUUAAUUUCCAUGUCCUCGUUUUGUAACCGUUGGCAGUAUUUGAGGUAAUCAUUCAAUUUCAUGGUCCUUGCAUUGCUUUUUGUUCCCCAUUACUUCCAAGCGUGUCCAGAUAACUGUUUUCUGUUGGUUCAGACACUGCCAAUGUUCACAUUUCUUUGCUGAUAGCUCAACCCGUAUCAGAACGUUUGAGAUGUAACAGAAACCGAAGAGUUCAUAAAGGCAUGAACUUACGGUCACGGGCCACAUUUGUCACCAUAAAAAAAAAAAGCUUUGCAUCAUAAAAUCACUCUCCAGGGCAGCGUGCUCCUGCCGCAGAGCACUCAGCUCUCGGUGGUGGCGGUGCCUCGGGGGUCAGCUCGUGGCUGAAGUGUCGUGGCCUUGUUUGUGCUGGACCCCGUGCAGGCAACAAACGGUUUGUGAAGCUUUGCCGUGCUUUAACAGCUGGCGUUCACCCCGUCCCACGCAGAAACUCUUGUGCUGAGGCACUUGAGAAGAGCUUCAUUCCUGGAGUGCUCGUGUCCAGCACCCUGCAAUUUAUUUGAGCUUUGGCCUCAAAGGGAGGUCAGGUCUGCCAAAAUCUUGUAUCCGGCAAUGUUUGGCAGUGUUUAACCACUCGGGUUCAGUGACAGGUUUUAGGAGAGAAAGGUUUAUGAUACUGUUACUGUAAAGGCUUCAUGAGACUUGCUGGGUUUUGAGAAUCUAAGUGCAUUUAUUUAUAACCAGUGUAGCUAUAUUUAUAACUAAGACUUUUUAUCUUUUUCCAAGAGAUGUUUUGAAGAAGGCUUUAAUAAUUAUUUUGUAAGAAUGAAUGUUUGCAGAGACUUGGUUCCUGGCUGUUGACUUACACUCUGGGAAGUCAGUAUUUCCUCGCUGACUUCAAGCUUGUAUUAAGUUAUUUUAUUUUGUUCCCCAGAAUGUCCAAAAUUUGGGUGCAUUUGAUGAGCUGAAAAGUCUGUGUUGGAGGGUUCAAGACGGUAUCAAAGUAAAUCCAGACAGAUUCUUCUAAUAUGUUGUUCCCAGAAACAUUACUGGAUGUAAAGGGACACUGUCAACUUUGGCUUCUCCCUUUUGCCUGAAGUUAGUCUAAUUAUUUGUAAAUUUGAAGAGCUCUACAGCUGAAGGCAGCUGUAGUACAAAUGCUGUGUUGUGCCUUUGACAGCACUUUGAUUCUCAUGUAUUUCCAUGCUUCCCCUGAAAAGGGCCAGUUUUGCCAAAAAGUCCCUUCAGCUGGGAAACAAACUUCCCCUUCAGAAGAGAAGAAAAAAAGUCUGUGGCAUUCACGGUAAUUGGAUUUCAUUUAUAGAAUUGGAACAAAUAAAGCUGACAGUGUUCUUAAUGCUUCGCCUUGUGGGGGGAAUCGCACGUUCAUUUUAUUUUUAGAAGGCCUCGCACACGGGGCCUGAACAAAGACCGAGGAGUAUUUGAUCUAUGCCCAGCAUUUAGAAAGAAUUUAAACUUGUCUGUAUCCUCUGCUGUUCCACAGAAAGGAUUGGAGUUUUUUAGGCAGAGAACAGCAGUUUUCUUGUCAGACGUGGCCGUGUGGGUCUGUUGUUACUGGCGAGAUUAAGUGGCAGCUUCUGAGCGGGUAAAUAACCUCUCCUCUUGCACCCUCCCACUGAAGCCGGGGCUGGACUUCGCCGUGUCAGGGCUUUUGUUGCCCACGCCAUCCGAGUCCAGGCACUUCACAGCAGGCUGUGGAUGGGCGAGCACAGGAGUCGAUGAGGUUAAAGGCUAAGCAAGCCCCUUGCUCUUUGAGACUGCUAUCAGCGUGCAGCACCGAGAUCCUGCUGCCCACGCUUCCAGCCCAGCUUCCCGGCCUCUGCGAGCUGGGGAUUGCAGCUCAGCUGCGUGCUUGGGCAGGCAGGAAAGUCCCAGAUGAUUUCCUGGAGAUGCUGAUGCAGAAGCUGUGGUCUGAACUGAAUUCUUUCCCCUUUUCACUUGGCUGAAAAGGUCAGUGCGAUUUCUGUCCCACCGCCAACCCGAGGGCAGCGAGGGCACGUGCAGCAGCCCCGCUCUGGCACCCUCGGGCCCCUUGCAGAGCCCAGGCUCCCUCUGCUUCGGGGUUCUCCCCCUCCCUCCCCCCAGGUCCCGAUCCAGGACUGCUCCCUGGGACACAUUUCAGUCAUGUCUAAGACUAGCGUGCCUUGUUUGUGCCUUGUUUCUCCUGUUUGAAGAGGUGAUUUGGUGCUAAUUGAACUGUUUUCAUUUUGAUUAGAAAUCUAUUUCCCUCUUUUUGCAGUAGCCAGCUAUAAACAGUUCCCAUUACCCAAAAUCGGAAGCAGGGCGUAGCAAAUCCUGUGGGGAUGAGCAAGGGAGGAGGUCACAGAAACGGGAGCUCAGUCUUCCGCAGCUGACUGUGCAGGGAUUUGUUCAGGCUGAAUAAACGAACCCCAGGCCCGAGGGAGGCUGCGUGUGGAGACGUCCUCCAGGGCUUUCAGCUGGGGUUCCCCAUCCCGCUGGUGGGAGCCCCCGAGCCUGCUGCCUGCCUGUGGCUUGGUGCUCCCCAGCUCUGCCCAGUCCCUAUUUCUGUACCCUCACAUCCAUCAGACACUUCCCCUGUACCAGGUGCAGCACCCAGCUGGGUAUUUAUUGCAAAUUGUGUUUGCUGCUUCCCUGCUGCGGGUUGCUUAAGGACCCCGCUAGUAGCCAAGGAACAAAGUGCCCUGCGCUGCCCCGCGUUCCCCAUAGCUUAAUGUCCAGGCUCCUGGUGUGAAAGCUCCAGCUUUCCUGUUUGUAUUUCGGGUAAACGUUUGGAAAUGUGGAAAUUUAAACAUUUAUACGUUUUUGUACUGUUUCUUAAUAAAAUACCACAUCCUCAGUGA
Molecule: messenger RNA, 7140 nt
Organism: Anas platyrhynchos (mallard)
Lineage: Eukaryota; Metazoa; Chordata; Aves; Anseriformes; Anatidae
Source: RefSeq, a predicted model, not a curated record